Molecule: messenger RNA, 4042 nt
Organism: Drosophila hydei
Lineage: Eukaryota; Metazoa; Arthropoda; Insecta; Diptera; Drosophilidae
Gene: pea
Product: ATP-dependent RNA helicase DHX8
Exons: 2
Coding region: 118-3918 (1266 amino acids)
Biological process (GO): mRNA splicing, via spliceosome; spliceosomal complex disassembly
Cellular component (GO): catalytic step 2 spliceosome; intracellular anatomical structure
Molecular function (GO): RNA binding; ATP binding; RNA helicase activity
Source: RefSeq, a predicted model, not a curated record
GCGCUCAUCACUAGUUGGCUUGCGUGUUUUUUUGUUUCACUUAUCUUACCAAACGUUUUCUGUGGAUUUUAUAAAUUAGGUAUAUAAAUAUUGUAGUUCUUAUGUUCAUAAUGCAAUAUGGACGAACUGCAACAGCUGGAGUACCUUUCGCUGGUGUCAAAAAUCUGCACAGAGCUUGAUAACCAUUUGGGUAUUAACGACAAAGAUUUAGCCGAGUUCAUCAUAGAUUUGGAGCACAAGCACCGCAGCUACGAGUCGUUUCGUAAAGCGCUACUGGAAAAUGGUGCUGAAUUUCCCGAUUCUCUAGUGCAAAAUUUGCAGCGUAUCAUUAAUUUAAUGCGACCUAGUAGAGCUGAUGGCGAUGCUAAAAUACCGGCUGGAGAGGAAGGCAAGGGAGACAAAAAAUCGCAACUAAUGAAAAUGUUUCCCGGCUUAGCUCUGCCUAAUGACAAAUACAGCAGCAAGCUUGGCGAGGACGGGGCGAGCGAAGACGAAGAUCCCAAGCACAAGUUGAAAAUAAGGAAAAACGAAAUGAGCGAUGUGGAUGCGGCCAUGAUGGAACUAGAGGCUCUGGAGCCUGGCGACCGAAAGGAGCAACAGUCAGUAAAAGAGAACAGUAGUAGCUCACGUGAUCGCCACAAGAACAAAGAACGCAGUCGCAGUCGCGAGAGAGACCGCGAUAGGGAUAGGGAUAGGCAUCGAGAAAGGGAACAAGAUAGGGAUAGGAGAAGGGAGAACGAUAAGCAUAGAGAACGAGAUAAGGAUAACCACAGAGAAAGGGAACGAAAUAGGGAUAGAGAGCGAGAUAAGGAACAUCGUCGCCGGCGUAGCAGGUCUCGAGAGAAACGUGAUCAUGAUCAUGAUCGUGACCAUCGAAAACGUCGCUCCAGUUCCCGAGAGCGUCACGACAGACACGAGCAACGCAGACGACGCUCCCGUUCCCGUUCUCACGAGCGCAGCAGUCGCCAUCAACAGCAGGCACAGCAGGAGAAAAUGCCACCACCAGCAUCUGGGAUGAGCGAUGAUCCAGAGCUCGGUAUGAUUUACUCCGGAAAGGUAGCGAACAUCGUGCCAUUUGGUUGCUUCGUGCAGCUGUUCGGCCUGCGCAAACGCUGGGAGGGUCUGGUGCAUAUCUCGCAGCUACGCGCCGAAGGACGCGUCACCGAUGUCACCGAGGUGGUGGCACGCAAUCAGACAGUGAAAGUGAAGGUGAUGUCGCUGACUGGCCAAAAGGUAUCGCUGUCAAUGAAGGAGGUCGAUCAAGAGUCUGGGCGAGAUCUCAAUCCACUGUCGCAUGCACCCGAGGAGGAUGAGCUGGCAUUACGGGAUCGCAAUCCCGAUGGACCUUACAACAGCACCUCCUCCAUGCUCAAUCUGCAAGGCAACAACAUUGAUGGCGAUGAGCACGAGUCCCGCAAGCGAGUGACGCGCAUCUCCAGUCCUGAACGUUGGGAGAUAAAGCAGAUGAUUAGCUCGGGUGUGCUUGACCGCAGCGAAAUGCCUGAUUUUGAUGAGGAGACUGGGCUACUGCCCAAGGAAGAGGACGACGAAGCGGAUAUUGAAAUAGAAAUUGUGGAGGAGGAGCCUCCCUUCCUCUCUGGACAUGGACGAGCAUUGCAUGACCUGUCGCCCGUGCGAAUAGUUAAAAAUCCAGAUGGCUCGCUCGCCCAGGCAGCGAUGAUGCAGUCCGCCUUAUCGAAGGAGCGACGUGAACAGAAAAUGUUACAGCGGGAACAGGAAAUGGAAGCAGUACCCAGCAAUCUCAACAAGAACUGGAUCGAUCCGCUGCCCGAGGAUGAUUCUUCACGUCAUCUGGCAGCCAAUAUGCGCGGCAUGGGCGCCGCUCCACAGGAAGUGCCUGAGUGGAAGAAACACGUCAUCGGGGGCAAAAAAUCCUCCUUUGGCAAGAAGACCGAUCUGACGCUCGUCGAGCAACGCCAAUCUCUGCCCAUUUAUAAGCUCCGUGACGAUCUUAUCAAGGCCGUCACUGAUAAUCAAAUUCUCAUUGUCAUUGGCGAAACGGGAUCCGGCAAGACCACACAAAUUACACAGUAUCUGGGCGAGUGUGGAUUUACGGCCAGGGGUAAGAUUGGAUGCACCCAGCCUCGUCGUGUGGCUGCCAUGUCGGUGGCUAAGCGAGUGGCCGAGGAGUUUGGCUGCCGACUGGGCCAGGAGGUGGGCUAUACGAUACGUUUCGAGGAUUGUACCAGCCCGGAGACAGUAAUCAAGUAUAUGACGGACGGUAUGUUGUUGCGCGAGUGUCUGAUGGAGGCGGAGCUGAAGACGUAUUCUGUCAUCAUGUUGGAUGAAGCUCACGAGCGUACGAUUCACACAGAUGUACUCUUCGGGCUGCUGAAGACGGCCGUCCAAAAGCGACCUGAACUUAAGCUGAUUGUCACAUCGGCCACGUUGGAUGCGGUGAAGUUUUCGCAGUAUUUCUUUGAAGCUCCUAUUUUUACGAUACCUGGACGCACGUUUCCCGUGGAAGUACUGUACACUAAGGAACCAGAGACGGACUACUUGGAUGCGUCACUUAUAACUGUAAUGCAAAUCCAUUUGCGUGAGCCACCCGGCGAUAUACUGCUCUUCUUAACAGGACAGGAGGAGAUUGACACCGCCUGCGAGAUACUCUACGAGCGCAUGAAAAGCUUGGGUCCAGAUGUUCCCGAGCUAAUCAUACUGCCUGUGUAUUCAGCACUUCCUUCCGAGAUGCAAACCCGCAUCUUCGAUCCAGCACCCGCGGGCAGUCGCAAAGUGGUGAUUGCUACGAAUAUAGCGGAAACAUCGCUUACCAUCGAUGGUAUCUUCUAUGUGGUCGAUCCCGGCUUUGUUAAACAGAAGGUAUACAAUUCCAAGACGGGCAUGGAUUCCCUUGUGGUCACGCCCAUUUCCCAGGCAGCUGCAAAACAGCGUGCCGGCCGUGCUGGCCGUACUGGGCCCGGGAAAUGCUAUCGCCUCUACACGGAGCGCGCUUAUCGGGAUGAGAUGCUGCCAACACCAGUGCCAGAGAUCCAACGUACAAAUCUGGCCACCACAGUGUUGCAGCUGAAAACGAUGGGCAUCAAUGAUUUGCUGCACUUUGAUUUCAUGGACGCGCCACCUGUUGAGUCGUUGGUCAUGGCAUUAGAGCAGCUACAUUCGCUCUCUGCGCUCGAUGAUGAGGGUCUGUUAACACGUCUUGGUCGUCGCAUGGCUGAGUUUCCCCUCGAGCCAAAUCUAUCGAAGAUGCUCAUCAUGUCUGUUGCGCUUCAGUGCUCGGAUGAGAUCCUAACAAUUGUCUCAAUGCUCAGCGUACAGAACGUGUUUUAUAGACCCAAGGAUAAACAGGCGUUGGCCGAUCAGAAAAAGGCCAAGUUUAAUCAAGCAGAGGGUGAUCAUCUAACUCUGCUGGCGGUAUAUAACAGCUGGAAGAACAACAAAUUCUCGAACGCCUGGUGCUAUGAGAACUUUGUGCAAAUCCGCACGCUGAAACGUUCGCAGGAUGUACGGAAGCAACUGCUCGGCAUCAUGGAUCGCCAUAAGCUAGACGUUGUUUCAGCUGGCAAGAAUUCGGUGCGCAUACAAAAAGCCAUAUGCUCCGGGUUCUUUAGAAAUGCAGCCAAAAAGGAUCCACAAGAAGGCUAUCGCACCCUUGUUGAUUCGCAAGUAGUUUAUAUACACCCAUCUAGCGCUCUAUUUAAUCGACAGCCCGAAUGGGUUAUCUACCAUGAGCUGGUGCAAACGACAAAGGAGUAUAUGCGCGAAGUAACAACUAUUGAUCCCAAAUGGUUAGUGGAGUUUGCACCAUCCUUUUUCCGUUUCUCUGAUCCUACCAAACUCAGCAAAUUCAAGAAGAACCAACGACUGGAGCCGCUCUACAACAAGUACGAAGAGCCAAACGCGUGGCGGAUAUCGCGCGUGCGUCGCCGUCGUAAUUAAUAUGCUCAAUUUGUGUCUAGUUUCUUUUUGUAUUCAAUAAAAGCUAAGUAACAAUAAAUAUAAGUUCAAGGUUCCCUCAGUAUCCCUUGUGGCCACGAAAACGUUGUCUAUUAUCAAGCUGAAA